AUGGCACGCUCGGAUGAAGAGUACAGCGACGCAGCGUCGGUCGACGACCUGGACGAGAACCUCGAGGAGGAAGACGAAGACGAAGAUGACAUCGUCGACUCUCGAACGGCCAGCAGUCGACGGAAGGAUCGAGACCGAGGCGGCAAGAGCAGAAAGAAGAAGAAAAGGAAGCAGCAUGGAGGUGCGGAGUGGGAAGUAGCAAGGACGUGGGAGACACUGGUAGAGGGUGCGGAUGGGACCAUCACUGCCACUGUCGACGGUCUUCUCGAAGCCGACAAGAGGAAGAGGUUGCUCAGGGAUACUACACCGCUACAGCGAGGUAUCAUACGGCAUAUGAUACUCGUCCUCGACCUCUCCUUUGCCAUGGCGGAGAAGGACCUGCGUCCGACCAGAUACCUUCUCACUCUCAGAUACGCGCAAAAGUUCGUGCAAGAGUUCUUCGAGCAGAAUCCCAUUUCGCAGCUGGGCAUCAUGGGCAUGAAGGAUGGUAUAGCCGUGCAGAUCAGCGAAAUGAGCGGUAACCCAACCGAACAUAUGUUGGCUCUCCACGCCUUGCGGGCAGAAGACCCAAAGGGCCUACCAAGUUUGCAAAAUGCUCUCGAGAUGGCCAGAGGAUCUCUAUACCACACCCCAUCCCACGGCACCAGGGAAGUUAUUAUUAUUCUUGGGGCCCUCCUCUCAUCGGAUCCGGGUGAUAUUCACCAAACGAUCACUUCUUUGGUGGCAGACAAGGUACGGGUAGGCAUAAUUGGUCUAGCCGCCGACGUAGCCAUAUGCCGUGAAAUAUGUGCCAAAACAAACGAUGGCAAUGACUCCAGUUACGGCGUGGCUAUAGAUGAGAAACAUCUAUGGGACCUCCUGCUAGACGUCACCACUCCACCAGUAACGUAUUCGCAACGCUACUCCUCUAACUCCUUGCUCAUGAUGGGUUUCCCUUCACGCACUGUAGAGCCCUUCCCUUCGCUCUGUGCAUGCCACUCCAAACCCGUUAGAGGCGGCUAUAUGUGUUCGCGGUGCGGCAGUAAAGUGUGUUCUUUACCUGCCGAAUGCCCAACAUGCAACCUCACACUCAUCCUCUCCACCCACUUGGCGCGAUCAUACCACCAUCUUUUCCCAUUGAUAAAUUGGGUUGAGGUUCCGUGGAAAAGGGCCUCAAGAAGUGUCAGCUGCUUUGCUUGUGGCAAUCCUUUCCCUGCUGUGCCUCCUCGAGAUAAAUGGGACAUGCGAGAUAGGUCCAUCAAGGGCAUGUCCGUCAGCAGCAGGUAUGAAUGUACAGUUUGCCAUCACCACUUCUGCAUUGACUGCGACGUCUUUGCUCAUGAAGUUGUACAUAACUGUCCCGGCUGUCAAAGCGGCAAACCCCUGGAUGAAGACUCUAGCUCUAACCCAGCAACAAAGCCCCAGCCUCAUACAAACGGACACACUCUCUCUCAACUUGCCGAAAAUGGUGACGCAAUGGAUACCGGCUAA
Messenger RNA from Trichophyton rubrum CBS 118892, 1470 nucleotides. RefSeq lists its product as uncharacterized. Bases 1 to 1470 code for a protein of 489 amino acids. The record is from RefSeq and is a predicted model, not a curated record. Gene Ontology annotation, molecular function: zinc ion binding. The transcript is spliced from 3 exons. Gene Ontology annotation, cellular component: transcription factor TFIIH core complex; transcription factor TFIIH holo complex. NCBI's taxonomy places the organism in Eukaryota, Fungi, Ascomycota, Eurotiomycetes, Onygenales, Arthrodermataceae. Gene Ontology annotation, biological process: DNA-templated transcription; nucleotide-excision repair; regulation of transcription by RNA polymerase II.